Messenger RNA from Amphibalanus amphitrite, 4305 nucleotides. Its product is annotated as 3-phosphoinositide-dependent protein kinase 1-like. NCBI's taxonomy places the organism in Eukaryota, Metazoa, Arthropoda, Thecostraca, Balanomorpha, Balanidae. The record is from RefSeq and is a predicted model, not a curated record. The transcript has 13 exons. Gene Ontology annotation, molecular function: protein serine/threonine kinase activity; ATP binding. Bases 695 to 2578 code for a protein of 627 amino acids. Gene Ontology annotation, biological process: peptidyl-serine phosphorylation; intracellular signal transduction.
AGUUGCCGGAUGACGUCACUGGCGGGUAUGACGUGUUGCUGCGCAGCUGCGUAAUGGCGCUGCUCUGCAGUACGGUCGGGCUCGCCGCCGGACAGUGUCGGGCUGGCCGGGCGGAGGGAGGGCACGUCGCCGCUGGCCGCUGCACGUCGGUCGCGUGGCUGGCACGGACCGCACUGGCCGAGGUCAAGGUCGGUUGCGAGCUGCUGUGACGCUGCCAAGACGAACGUCGACGAACGGUGUGUAGCUGCGUCGGAUUGAGCUGAACUCAGUGAGGUGUGGCUGGGUAUACGGUGGCGACUCUGAAGGAACUGACCUGGGUCACGAUAAACUAGUCAGGCCAGGUCACGGAGCGGCACAGUUCAGUGCUCUUUCGUACAGAGGUGUGUGACAGAACCGCUCCCGUCGUUAUUUGGUGAUCUCGUCGGCUGUACGCGGCAAAAGGAGCUGUAGUGGUGGACUCGUUAAACCGAACGAUACGGGCUCCGUUCGGGUCUGGUAACCGAGGUUCCAUAACCGGGCACUGCCCGUGACCGGGAGUUCGGAACCGGACCGCCCAGUGUUGACUGCGAGCCAGAGAACCUCAUAAGAACCCCAGAGGAACCUUCAGCAUCGGCUAAGGAGUGUGUUCCCAGUGCACGUUCUGUGCAGGUCUGACCUGACCUGACCUGACCUGACCUGAGCUGGUCUCACCGCGAUGGAGUUUAUGCGUCGAUGGUCGAGCAGCUCCCGUCGGAGAUGCGCCUCAGAGUCGGAGUCGGACUCGCAGACUCGCACCAAGGCGGCAUGCCGCGCCGCUCAGUCGCUGGUGCGGAAGAUGUCUGUGCCCGUGUCGGAGGGCCGGGUGCCCCCGGUCCGCGGCGGCUCGAGCUCGCCCGCACCCGUGCCGGCCGGUUCUGCCCCGUCCAAGACUGGCUCGGCCUCUGAUCAGGAGAGCUGCACACCGCCGGCGGGAGGCACCACGCCGCGCAGACCCACCCGACGCUCGGCACAGGAUUACAGGUUCGGCCGAGAGAUUGGCCAGGGCAGCUUUUCCACCGUCUACAUCGGCAAGGACAUCCACAUCGACAGGGAGGUGGCCAUUAAAGUCUGCGAGAAGCGUCACAUCAUCCGUGAGCGUAAAGCAGAGUACGUGCGCCGAGAGCGAGACAUCCUGAAUCACCUGAGUCAGAGCCGGCGCCGCGACUGUCCGUUCUUCAUAUCGCUCUACUGCACCUUCCAGGACGAGGAGCGACUCUAUUUCGUUCUAUCGUACGCGAAGCGGGGUGAGUUGCUGAGCCACCUGACCAAAGUUGGGACGUUCGACCUGUCUGUCACCAAGUUCUACACGGCAGAGCUGGUGCACGCCGUGGAGCACCUGCACAGGACCGGGGUUAUACACAGGGACCUGAAGCCGGAGAACAUCCUGCUGGACGAGCAGAUGCACAUCAAGAUCUCCGACUUCGGCUCAGCCAAGAUGAUGACGCGGGACGAGGGUCGGCAGCUGCUGGCGCAGAGCCGUGCGGCGCCGGCCGCGGACGCAGACGGAGACGGAGACGGAGAGGGGGAGGACGAGUCUGACACCAUGGCUGAGAACGAGCGCCCCCCUCCGACGCGUCGGAACAGUUUCGUGGGCACUGCCGAGUACGUGUCCCCGGAGCUACUCCAAGAGAAGACUACCUCCCACGCCAGUGACCUGUGGGCCCUCGGCUGUGUCGUGUACCAGAUGGUAGCCGGUCUGCCGCCGUUCAGAUCCAGGAGUCAGUACAUGAUCUUCAAGAAGAUCCUGGCACUGGACUACGUCAUUCCGCCCGAGGGCUUCUCCGUCGAGGUCACUGACCUCAUUCAGAAGCUAUUGGUUCUGGAGCCGUGGAAGCGGCUGGGUGCCGACGAUCCAGGCACGGACUAUCCCUCGCUGAAGGCGCAUCCCUUCUUUGCCGGCGUGGAGUUUACCCAGUUGCACGAACAGACGCCUCCAGUCAUUUACCCGUUCCUGCCAGGAAACGAGGAGCACGGAGACCUCCGCAGCAGCUACAGAGUGCCAGACGACCUGGAACCGGGUCUCAGUGACCGCCAGCUCACCCAGGUGCUCCUGAACAGCAUGUCGCUGGACGACUGGCAGCAGGACUCGGCCUCUCCGCCUGCCAGCUCUCCGGACGAGCCGCCGCCGGCGCCGUCCGACCCCAACCAGAGACUGCAGGCGCGCGCAGCCAGAAACAAACGCAACAUCGCGGAUGUCCCCGAAGACGAGGCGGCCCGCCGAUUGGCCGUCCAGGAGCGCGACAACAAGUGGCACCGGUUCGUCGAGGGCCACCUCAUCCUCAAACAGGGUCUCAUCGACAAGCGCAAGGGUCUGUUCGCGCGCCGGCGGAUGUUCCUGCUGACGCUGGGGCCUCAUCUGUACUACGUGGACCCCGUAAACAUGGUGCUCAAGGGAGAAAUUCCAUGGUCGCGCGAACUGCGACCAGAGGUGAAGAACUUCAAACACUUCUUCGUACACACGCCGGGCCGUACCUACUACCUCGAGGACACCCAAGGCUACGCGCUCGAGUGGGUCAAAGCCAUCGAGGAAGUUCGGGUCCAUACUUACGGCAGCGAUUGACGACCGGCGCGUGCUAGGUCAGCUAGCACCUCCGCAAGAUAAACUAGCACCUCCGCGAGAUAAACUAGCACCUCCGCAAGGCGAACUAGCACCUCCGCAAGGCGAACUCGCACCUCCGCAAGAUAAACUAGCACCCGAGUUCGAAGAGGCUAGCGCCUGCGGCUGAUGGCCUAACGCCUCCGUAAGAUGAACUAGCACCUCUGUCUGAUGGACUAGCACGCCCUGUGUCAGCUCCGCGACUGUCGUGGACGGCCGGCCGCCGCUGUGAGGUUUGCACUCGGGCGAAAUGUCCUGUGGCGGCCUCUGAGGAUCGUCCAGACCAGCUCGUGGGUAGCAGAACGAACCAGGCGGGUCCUGAGGCACACAGAGACCAGACCAUACCGUGCCGGAACCGUGAGGGUGCACCGUGACAGCACGUGACGUUCCUUGUCGAUGGCUUCGGUCGUUCGGUAGCAGCGGGGGAAGUCUACUGACGCGUUAUGGUCGAACUCCAGUGGUGGCGUAUAGUGUGACUGGGUGGUUCUCUGAAACUGAUGCCGUACAGCGGGGUGCCGUACACCGGUUAACAGGCGGAGGACGGAUAGACGGUCAGACCUCGGAGUCACUGCUCGCUGCGGACGAAGCCCAUCCGGCUGACUGGCCGUAUUGUGGAAGAGGUACCUGUGCUAGUGACUAGUGAGUGACGAGAAGAGAGAGUGGGAUGGAGCUAGGGAGGAGUAGUGAAUCGUGAUAAGUUAGGUGUGGAUCCAGACGGCAUCGCCGCCGCCGCUGGGGCAGUGGGGGCGCCGCCGGCACCACAGCGCUUAUGGUGACAUCUGUCGGCGGCGGCGCGAAACUGAAGUUGUCGACGUGGCCGCACUGGCGCUAAUUGUACAUAGCUGUGAGCUGACGAAGCGGAGUAUCCCUGUUUUGCGCUGGGUCCAUCCAUGACCCGUCUUUCUAGCAGGCCGCUGGUCGGCCGGACGAUGCAGAGUGUGCGGAUUCGGCACUGACUUUUGGGAGAUGAGCGGGAGACGGGUCUGUCCACGGGGUGACCCUACCUCGCAAAGGCGCCAUAUUUGAAUGGGACGACUGUGCUGCUUCGGCGCGGCAGUGGGGAUGCUGGGCUCACUGGAUGUUUCUGGGUACCGUCUCUGAGGGGGUCAGCCGAGUGGUUUCCAUGGUAACGAACCGCCGCUGACUGUGGAUGUGUGUUGGUGCCGUAACCCGGAUUCUGGUCGCAGUUUCUUGAGGUUCUCCCGCACGAAUCGACGCUAACGGUGAUCGUCCGUGCCGGAGACCAUUGUUUCGGGCCGAGACCGGUGGUCCUUUGUGGUCCCGCGCCGGUCCGCUCUUCAUUUCCCGCCCUCAAAGCGGUCUCCCAACCGCGACACCGUAGCCUCUAUCGAGGCAUGUGCAAUAGCGCGGUUGGGCGUGUGCGAGAGGCUACUGAGUGUUCUUCCGAUUUCUUCCAGUCAGCACGUGCUAGAAUGGGCGGGCUUUGCAGUGCGAGACCACAAAGAUGCCGCGGUCGAUGGGGUUUGAACCAACGCACUCCCGAUGAAUACCUUUGCGAUGCAAAUACGAGUUGUUGGGUGGUGUGCAUUGAGCAAUUGUAAAUUGUAUUGUUGUUGGGUUUGUAAAUAAGAAGUAUAUAAGUCCCCAUGAGAUGUGAGAAUGUUUGAAUGGCCAAUGAUGCACUGAGGUAUUUAUUUAACCUGCUGGAAAUACAUGAGGGGUAUUUGUUA